Messenger RNA from Prorocentrum cordatum, 690 nucleotides. The record is from the annotation of a GenBank genome assembly. NCBI's taxonomy places the organism in Eukaryota, Dinophyceae, Prorocentrales, Prorocentraceae.
AUGUUAUCUUCGUUGAUCCUCAUCCUGCUCGGUGUAUCCCCACUCGGCUUAACCUAUCGAGAAGAAACAACACAAAAACAAACCUCACCCGAUGUUAUCCUCGUCCUGGCUUCGCCUGAGGUGGUGGACGGGGGGAGGGCACCCCCUCUGCCGCCCGCCUUCCGCCGGCUCGCCGCCCGCGUGUCGGCCGAGGCUGCGCGGCAGGGGCUGGGCGGCGCCGCCGGUUUCGCCGCCGAGGGCCAGGGCUUCCUCCGGGUGAAUCACUACAUGGCGGAGGGGGGCGGCUAUAUGCACAAGCACAUGGACUCGCAGAAGUGCUUCGGGCCAGUGAUCGCCUGCUGCUCUCUGCUUGCCGACGCUGGGAUGACUUUCUACGACACCAAGGGCAAUUCUUUCGGUAUGGCCCGGGUGCACCGCACCACCGAGGUCUCCAUACCGAGGCGAUCGCUGUAUUUCAUGUCGGGGCCAGCGCGGUUCCAGUGGCAGCACGGCAUCCGGAAGGACCAGUGCCCCAAAGAGAGGAUCUCGCUGACAUUCCGCACGGUGAGGGAGGACGCCCCGCGCGCCCGCGCUGCACGCGCGGCCGACAGCCGCCGGGCGCCCCCCAAGCAGGCUUCGAGGAGGCAAGCGGUGCUCAAGAGGCCGGCGGGCGCGGCCGCGCCCGGCCGGCCAAAGGGCCCGCGGAGGUGA